Messenger RNA from Coffea arabica (coffee), 1053 nucleotides. NCBI's taxonomy places the organism in Eukaryota, Viridiplantae, Streptophyta, Magnoliopsida, Gentianales, Rubiaceae. The record is from RefSeq and is a predicted model, not a curated record.
AUGCUGCUAAAGGUGUUGGAUUUAGAUGGAGCUGAAUUGGACAACAUCCCAAAGGAAGUCUUCAAACUAUUUCAACUCAAGUGUCUUGGUCUUUGUAGAACCAAAAUUAAAAUUAUUCCAAAGUCUAUUAGGAAGCUUAAAAACCUUGAAGUUUUAGCUCUGAUGGAAACCAGCAUAAAAGAGUUGCCUGUGGAGAUUGUAAAGCUAAGAAAACUACGUUCGCUUUCCUUAGGUGGAAGUGGUGAUUAUUCAAAUAACUUUGCAGCCUGGGGUGGUAAAUCUCCAGAUGGAAUUGGAAAGCUUCUUUCCUUGGAGGAUUUGAAUACCAUAGAAGCAGACAGUGAUAAAACAGUAAGGGAGAUUGGCAAGCUCAUGCAGCUACGGCGAUUAUCCAUCACAAAGUUGAGGGGAAAAGAUGGAAAGGAGUUGCUCUCCUCCCUUCUGAGGCUGACCAACCUUCAAGAAUUGUGCAUCUCUUGCUUUAAAGAAGAUGAGACCCUUGAUUUCCAACAUUCUAUCUCUCCGAAACUUGAAUUCCUUACAUUACUAUGGUUGAAUGGGCGUUUGGAGAGAGUACCACAAUGGAUGAUAUCACUUCAAUCCUUGAGCAUCUUACGCUUGUACAAUAGUGGGUUCAGAGAAGAUGAGAAUGCAAUAGGCUCCCUUGGAUGUUUGCCUAGUCUAGUAAUACUUGGUCUCAUUUUUGCUUAUGAUGGGGAGGCACUGUGUUUCAAGAAUGGAGGAUUCCGAAAACUCCAGACUUUAGAGCUUAUGCAAUUCAAAAGAUUAAAAUGGAUGAGAGUGGAAGAGGAAUCAAUGCCUAGUCUCAAAAAAUUGAACUUAGUUGGUUGUAAGCUGAUGCAGGAGUUGCCUUCAGGCAUCCAAAACUUGACCACACUUCAAUGUCUUGGAUUUUAUGAUAUGUCUGAUGAGCUAAUGCACAGAGUACAGAAUUUGGAUAAACAAAGUGAAGAUUAUCAGACAAUUGCUCAUAUCCCUGAAGUUUGCACUGGUUACUGGAUUGAUGGUCGAUGGGAAAAAAAGUUCCUCUAA